Molecule: messenger RNA, 834 nt
Organism: Phanerochaete carnosa HHB-10118-sp
Lineage: Eukaryota; Fungi; Basidiomycota; Agaricomycetes; Polyporales; Phanerochaetaceae
Exons: 10
Coding region: 1-834 (277 amino acids)
Source: RefSeq, a predicted model, not a curated record
AUGCCAGACUGGAACUCGCCCGCUGAGCUCGCGCUCGAAGCAUCUGCCUUCGCAAAACUCAUGCACGCCCUCGCCGGCCUGUACUUCUGGGAGGUUGCGACAUCGUUCAGCUUUGAUUGGCAAUUCAUUACAGGGAAGAAGAAAUUUCAUUGGCCCUUAAUCUUCUACUUUUUGGGUCGGUACCUUCUCGUGUUCGCCAUGAUCGGAAUUCUUACAGCACUUGAUGUCACAAUUGAGGUCAAUUGCCAGGCGCUAUAUACCUUCAACCAACUCGUCGGACAAGCGACCAUCGGCCUUGCGAGUAUCAACCUUGCUAUACGGACAAUGAUACUGUGGGCACAGAACCUGUACAUCGUCGUUCCGCUCGUCUUGGUCAUCCUUGGCCAUUGGUCGCUCAUUCUCCAAGGCAAGCCAGCCCCCACAUGUGUGCUGCUGAAGGCAGAAUGGGUACCAGGCCAGGGCUGUGUGAUUACAAAGACGAAUAACACCAUACUCGCGGCGACAUUCAUCUACACUAUGUGCUUCGACCUUAUCGUGCUCGUUCUCACCGCCGCCAAGCUUGCGUUCCCCCGUGACCAGCGCUCGCAGCUGAUGAAUAUGCUAUUCAGGGACGGACUUAUCUAUUUCGUCAUUGCUUUCCUUUCGAACUUACUGGCGACGACGUUCAUGGAACUUAACCUGAGUGCGGUCAUGAGCAUCAUAUUCAAUGUUCCUUCUGCGAUCGCGUCAACGAUUGUAGCAUGCCGAGCAGUUCGGCGCUUGAGCGGAUGGUCGAGCCCAGGGCCCGAAAUAUUGUACGUUUGCCUCUGGCUCUCUCCCCUUCGACAGCGCUAA